This is a messenger RNA of Aedes albopictus (Asian tiger mosquito), 651 nucleotides long. Its product is annotated as tetratricopeptide repeat protein 36 homolog. Gene Ontology annotation, molecular function: protein binding. Lineage: Eukaryota; Metazoa; Arthropoda; Insecta; Diptera; Culicidae. The record is from RefSeq and is a predicted model, not a curated record. The transcript has 3 exons. Bases 41 to 607 code for a protein of 188 amino acids. Gene Ontology annotation, biological process: cilium assembly.
GUGGUUGAAUUGUGAGGAUCUUAGAACGAAGACGAUCAGAAUGGCGAGCUUGAAUCGUGAUUGCCUGAGUGAGCACGACCGACAGGUGCUGGAAUCGAUAUUCAAUCCUUCGCAAAUCGGCGGAGAAGAGCUGAUUUAUACUGGAAAGGAGGAGUUUCCUGAAGAUCUGCAAGACCUAACCGAGCCGGACAACCCCCACAUCCAACAGUCAAAGAAGCUCGAAAUCGACGCAAUCGAACUGGCCGAGGGUGGAAAACUGCAAGAAGCGAUCGAACUAUUCACCAAAAGCAUUGCAGCAGCACCGGAACGACCUGCACCGUGGAACAAUCGUGCUCAAGCUUAUCGGUACUUGGGCAAUGAGAAAGCGGCACUGGAAGACAUCGAACAGGCGCUGAAGCUUUCGAACCGGUCCGGCAGGACGGGCUGUCGGGCGCUUUGCCAACGAGGUGUGCUUCGAAGGAAGAACAACGACGCGGAUGGGGCCCGGGAGGAUUUCGAAGCGGCCGCCAAGCUGGGCAGUAAGUUUGCCCGGACGCAACUGAUCGAGCUGAACCCGUACGCGGCGCUGUGCAACCAGAUGUUGCGGGAGGUGAUGAAGGUGACGUGAUGUGUUAGAGUUCAAUGUGAUUAGCUGUUUAAUUUUAUAGUAAU